Molecule: messenger RNA, 4293 nt
Organism: Camponotus floridanus (Florida carpenter ant)
Lineage: Eukaryota; Metazoa; Arthropoda; Insecta; Hymenoptera; Formicidae
Gene: rad50
Product: DNA repair protein RAD50
Exons: 18
Coding region: 139-4245 (1368 amino acids)
Biological process (GO): chromosome organization involved in meiotic cell cycle; telomere maintenance via recombination; telomere maintenance via telomerase
Cellular component (GO): Mre11 complex; nucleus; condensed nuclear chromosome
Molecular function (GO): double-stranded telomeric DNA binding; ATP hydrolysis activity; single-stranded telomeric DNA binding
Source: RefSeq, a predicted model, not a curated record
UCAGGUAUCUCUCGAAAGGCUUAUCGAAUAGCGUUCUUUUUCUGUAUAAGUAAAUUUGGCACGUUAUGCACUCCGUUCAUUGUUUCACAGACAUAAAGAAAACACUGGAUACUUAAUCGCGGAGACGAAUGAGACAAGAUGUCGAAGAUACGCAAACUAUCGCUUCGCGGCAUUCGUAAUUUUGGUGAUGACAACGAGGACUCUUUAAUACGUUUUUCCUGUCCGUUAACACUCAUUUUGGGACCGAAUGGCACGGGAAAAACGACGAUCAUUGAAGCAUUAAAAUAUGCCACGACCGGUGAAUUCCCACCGGGCUCUGAAAAGGGGAAAUUUUUCAUACAUGAUCCUAGUCUGGCAACAACCGGCUCGGUAAGAGGUGUCGUUAAAGCUGAGAUAAUUGAUUCUAUGGGUAAUACUUAUACAGUAUCCAGAACAAUUGAGUCAUUGAAAGCAGUAAAAAAAUUUAAGACUCUUGACAGUACUGUAACUAGAGUAAGCAAGGAUAAAAAGGAAAAAGCAUCAAUAACUAAUCGAUGUGCUGAUGUUGAUGCAGAACUCAGUGUAGCAUUAGGUGUUUCAAAAUCGAUUCUAAAUUAUGUUAUAUUUUGCCAUCAAGAAGAGCUUAAUUGGCCAUUUGAUCAAGGAAAAACCUUAAAAGAAAGAUUUGAUGAAAUAUUUGAUAGUACUAAAUUUAAUAAAGCUUUAGAAACUAUCUUAAAACUUCAUAAAGAUUUACAAGGGGAUAUUAAAAGUCUGAAUGCAGAGAAACAGACCUUCAAAGUACUUGUAUCUGAAGUAGAAAAUAAAGAGACUAAACUUGAAGAACAUAAGAAGAGAUUGGAUAUCACAAAAGAAAAAAUAAAUGAUAUUGAUAAGCAGCUUGUACCUUUAAAACAGAAGAUCGAAGAGGUGCAACAGUCUCAUUCUGAAUACAAAAAUAUUCAAGCUGAAGAAGAGAAAAAAAAGAUGGAAUAUGGUGUGUAUAAGGAACGAUAUCAAAAAUUGAAAGAAACAAUAAAUAAUAUUUUUCAUGGAACAACAGAAGAAUUAAACGCGCUCAUAGAAUCACAUGAUACUAUAUUGCAAGAAAAGAACAAUGAAAUAGCAGAGAAUGAAAUCGAGAUCAAAGGUAUUUCUGAGAAAGAAGCUAGGAUCUCGAAUAUCUUAGCAACACGAAGGGAAACUGUAGGUACAUUUAAACAGCAAGUAAAAGAUCAUGAAAAAAGAGUAGUUCGUCGUAAUGAAUUAUUAAAUGAAGCAUUGCAAGCAUGGAAUUUUGAUACAGUGGAACAAGAUGUCACUGAAAUAGAGGUGAAGGCUCUCACAAAAAGAUUGGAACAAAAAAUUCGAACGUUAGAACAAGAAAUAGAAGAAAAUAGAAUGGCCAUGGAAAAAAAAGAAAAACAGUCGCAAAAAGAAGUUGAUAUCCUGUGUAGCAACUAUUUGAAGAUAGAGUCAGAAAAGACUCUCAAAGAGAAGGAAAUAACGGAAAUAAGAGAUGAAAUUACCACUAUACGAAAUCAGAUAGCACAGAUUGGUGCUGCAGGAAAUAAAUUAAAAUCCAUUGAACAAAAGCUUCAAGCAGCAAAACAAAAAAUUGAUGAACUUAGCAAUGCAUUAGAUGUUGAUUCUGUUAAAACUGAUAUCGCAAAUAAAAUAAAAUCUAGAGAUAAAAUUGAAGCAAAUUUAAGUGCGAUUGAUGACGAAAUUUCUUCUUUACAUAAAUUAAGCUCAUUAAAAACAGAAUUCGAUUUAAAAAAGUCGACAUUACAAGCUAAAGAAGAAGAAUUGGAGAAUUUAAAGAGAAAACACGGAAAUAGCAUCAAAACAUUGUUAAAUACUCAAGAAUUACAGCAGACGAAAUUGAAAAUUACUUUGGAUCGUGUUCAUCAGCAAUUGGAAAAAGAAACAACUUCUUUGACACAAGAGAUUCAAGCACAAGAACGCAAAACUACCGCUUUUCAAACAACAUUACAAUACAUAGAGUCCGAUAUUGGAAAAAAGAAGACAGAACUGCAUCGUGACAAAGAAAGAAUAUCUACAGUGUGUGAUUACAAAGAGUUUGAUGAGACUUUAUUAAUGCAAUCAAAAAUAGUAAAAGAUCUUCAGGAUAAGCGAGGAAUUUAUGCUUAUCAAGCCACAGCCUACAAAGAAUAUAUUAAAAAGCUAUCUGUAAAAGAUCCUUGCUGUCCCUUAUGCCACAGAAAUUUUCAAGAACAAAAUAAAGUUACAGAUUUAAUAAAAGAAAUGGAAACUGAUAUAAUUCGUAAUCAACCUAAUCGUUUAAAAAAGUGCGAAGAGGAAUUAAAGAUACAACAAGAAAAAUAUGAUAAUAUGUUACAAUUGAAACCUAUUGUUCAAAAAAUCAUUCAGUGUGAAGAGACUGAUCUGAAAAAAUUAGAAGAGAGAUUAGAGAAAACCAAGAAUAGUGUGAAAUUGUCUAAAAUAGCUAUUAAAGAUCUAGAAGUAUCAAAGGCAGAACCUGAAAAAAAGUUAUUAUUAUAUAAAGAUAUGAUUGGCGAUAUUAAAUUUUGGGAUCGAUGCAUAGACGAAAUACAGCAAUUAAAAAAAACCGUUAAUAACUUGCAAACUCAAAUGGCCAAUGCUGGAGUUAAAACGGAAAAGACUCUAGAAGAGCUGCAAGUACAGCGAGAAUCCUUGAAAACAUCUUUUAAAGAAACUCGUAAUCAUAUUGAAGCAUUACAACUCAAAUUGAACAAGCAUAAUGAGAGGUUACAUGAAGCUAGAGAAACAUAUAAUGAACUACACGAACAACAAUUAAAAAUACAUUCAGAUAUGCAGAAAUUAAAACAUUUGAAGGAUAAACAGGAGGAUUUGUAUGUAAAAGAAGUUACUAUAGGGGAGACAGUGGAGAAACUGCAAGAAAACUUGGCAAAUGCUGAAAAUCAAUUGGAUUCUGGAAAGCAGCAAUUGGAAAAAAUCAAGUUAGAAAAUCGGCAAAAGCAAGAUGCUGAUAGAAAAUUGAUGAUGGAAAAUACUAGACGCUUAACCGACUUGCACAAGAUAAUAGACGAAGUCGACUCAUUUAUUAGCAGCAAUGUACCUAAAAAACUUGCAAGCUAUGAGCUUGAGAUAGAAACUUAUCAAAAAUCGUUAAUGGAACUUAUAAACAAGAAAAAGAAUGUCGAACAAGCGAUAAAUAAAUUGAAAGAAGACGUUGCCUCUCAAGAAAUUGGGAAGAGAGAGUUACAUGACAAUAUAACGUUACGUAAAACUAAAGAUACGAUAGAAGCUUUGAAGGAACAAUACAAAAAAUUGAAUGAAAAAUUGAAAAACAUGAAUUACAGUGAGCUGACGAAAAAGUGGGAGCAGCUGGAAAGUGAAAAACAGGCAUUACUUCGUCAAAAAAACGUAGCAUUGGGAAAUCAGGAAGAGUUGGAAAGAGUAAUCAAACAGUACAUGCAGGAAUUACGAAAAGAGGAAUAUCGAUUAGCUCGUCGAAAUUAUACUAAUAAGUGUAUUGAAUUAACAGUUCAGGAAGACACCAUAGCCAAUUUGAAAGCUUACAGUAAAAUAUUGGAUACCGCCAUGAUCGAGUAUCACGAGGAGCGCAUGUCGACAGUCAACAGAAUAAUGAAGAAGCUAUGGAAACAUGUUUACAAGGGUACAGAUACUAGUAGCAUAGAGAUUUGUACAGAACCUACGAAAGAUGUGGGUAGCAAUAGAAGAAGCUACACUUACAAAUUGAUUCAAACUAAACAUGGUUGUAAGAUGGAUAUGAAAGGACGUUGCAGCGCUGGACAGAAAGUAUUGGCAUCGAUUAUUAUAAGACUCGCUUUGGCAGAAACAUUUUGCAAGGAUUGCGGUAUUCUUGCAUUAGACGAACCAACGACAAAUCUGGACGAAGAAAAUGCUAACAGUCUAGCAGAUACGCUAACUAAAGUUGUCGAACUACGAUCGAGAUAUCAAAAAAAUUUCCAGCUGAUUAUUAUCAGUCACGAUGAAAAGUUCCUACAGAAGCUAGCUGAUUUGAAUAAUCAUAAGCAAUUCCACGAGCUUUAUCGCAAACAAAAUGGGAUGACUGCGGUGAAAAUCUCCGACUUCAACGAACCUGCGAGUUCUCUGGUGCAAAUUAAAAGCGAAGACGAAUCCGACGAAGAAGAAAGGCAUCCUAAUCGAGCAUCAACCAGUGGUUUAUCUACAAAUAAAAAGAGGUACAAUUGGGAUGAUUUCAAUGAACAUGAUAGGCCACCAGCUAAAAAGAGAUAUUAUUUCGCCGAGUGAAUUUAGAAAAAAAACAUACUAAACUUAUAAAUAUCAUUUUAUAUAAUA